AUGGCGUUUGGUUUCUUUUCGGGUGAAUUCAGCGAUCAGGGCGUCAUGGACGACGGUAACCUCUUUUCGACGCUGUUUUUGUUGGGAGGAAACGUUGUCGGUUUUGCCAUCAUAUACAGUAUCGGCAACGUAAUUUCAUUAUUCAGUUUAACGUUCAUUAUCGGUAUCCCAAAGCAGAUUAAGACCAUGUUUGCUCCAGUGCGCUUUUGGGCCACAAGUAUUUACCUGGCACUGCUGGUACUGACACUUGUUCUCUCUAUAUUGCUUCACAAUUUCGUGCUGUCUAUCGUGUUGGUGAUUAUUCAGUUUUGCGCAUUGGUGUGGUACUCGUAA
Molecule: messenger RNA, 333 nt
Organism: Radiomyces spectabilis
Lineage: Eukaryota; Fungi; Mucoromycota; Mucoromycetes; Mucorales; Radiomycetaceae
Product: Got1/Sft2-like family-domain-containing protein
Exons: 5
Coding region: 1-333 (110 amino acids)
Biological process (GO): vesicle-mediated transport
Cellular component (GO): membrane
Source: RefSeq, a predicted model, not a curated record